AUGUCUAAUAAUGGUGUUGAAGCCGAAGACAAGCCUCCAGCCCCUCCAAUGAGAAAUACCAGCACUAUGAUUGGAUCUGGAAGCAAAGACACUGGGACUUUAAACCAUGGCUCAAAACCUUUGCCUCCCAACCCUGAAGAAAAGAAAAAGAGAGACCGAUUUUACCGAUCUAUAUUGCCAGGAGAUAAAACCAAUAAAAAGAAGGAGAAAGAACGCCCAGAAAUUUCCCUCCCUUCAGAUUUUGAACACACAAUUCAUGUUGGAUUUGAUGCUGUCACAGGAGAAUUCACAGUAAGUGAUUCUGGGGGGAAAGGAGGAUUACACAGUUUGCCCUCAGGUAUGCCAGAGCAGUGGGCUCGGUUAUUGCAGACCUCCAACAUCACCAAAUCGGAGCAGAAGAAAAACCCCCAGGCCGUGCUCGACGUGCUAGAAUUCUACAAUUCCAAAAAGACCUCCAACAGUCAGAAAUACAUGAGUUUCACAGAUAAAUCUGCAGAGGAGUAUGGUUCAUCAAAUACAUUGAAUGUGAAGGCUGUAUCCGAGACCCCUGCAGUUCCGCCGGUUUCAGAAGAUGAAGAUGACGAGGAUGAUGCUGCUCCACCCCCAGUGAUAGCUCCACGACCUGAACACACAAAAUCAGUAUACACCCGUUCUGUGAUAGAGCCCCUUCCACCACCUCCUACCAGAGAUGUGGCCACCUCGCCUAUCUCUUCACCCUCUGAAAACAACACAACAUCCCCUGACACAAUGACCAGGAAUACAGAGAAACAGAAGAAAAAGCCGAAGAUGUCAGAUGAAGAAAUCUUGGAAAAAUUAAGAAGUAUCGUGAGCGUGGGUGACCCCAAAAAGAAAUACACACGGUUUGAGAAGAUCGGACAAGGCGCUUCAGGCACAGUAUAUACUGCAAUGGAUGUAGCUACAGGUCAGGAGGUUGCAAUCAAACAGAUGAAUUUGCAACAACAGCCCAAGAAAGAACUUAUAAUUAAUGAAAUCCUUGUAAUGAGGGAAAACAAAAACCCCAACAUUGUCAACUACUUGGACAGUUACCUCGUAGGAGAUGAACUGUGGGUAGUUAUGGAGUAUUUGGCAGGCGGCUCCCUGACGGAUGUUGUAACAGAGACCUGCAUGGAUGAAGGACAAAUAGCAGCUGUGUGUCGAGAGUGUCUUCAGGCUCUGGAAUUCCUGCAUUCAAGCCAAGUUAUUCACAGAGAUAUCAAGAGCGACAACAUUCUACUAGGAAUGGACGGCUCCGUCAAACUAACUGACUUUGGUUUCUGUGCCCAGAUAACACCAGAGCAGAGCAAACGCAGCACCAUGGUGGGGACACCUUACUGGAUGGCUCCUGAAGUGGUGACGCGGAAAGCUUAUGGGCCGAAAGUGGACAUCUGGUCUCUGGGAAUCAUGGCUAUUGAAAUGAUUGAGGGAGAGCCUCCUUACCUCAAUGAGAACCCCUUGAGAGCCCUGUAUCUCAUUGCCACCAAUGGUACUCCAGAGCUGCAGAACCCUGAGAAGCUUUCGCCCAUAUUUCGAGACUUCCUGAACCGCUGUCUCGAGAUGGAUGUAGAGAAAAGAGGCUCUGCCAAGGAACUGCUACAGCACCAGUUCCUGAAAAUUGCGAAGCCCCUUUCUAGUCUCACUCCUCUGAUUAUUGCCGCAAAAGAGGCAGCGAAGAACAACCACUAA
Messenger RNA from Emys orbicularis (European pond turtle), 1683 nucleotides. It is a transcript of the gene PAK1, whose product is annotated as p21 (RAC1) activated kinase 1. The record is from RefSeq and is a predicted model, not a curated record. The coding region runs from base 1 to 1683 and encodes 560 amino acids. Gene Ontology annotation, cellular component: cytoplasm. Gene Ontology annotation, molecular function: protein serine/threonine kinase activity; ATP binding. NCBI's taxonomy places the organism in Eukaryota, Metazoa, Chordata, Testudines, Emydidae. The transcript is spliced from 15 exons. Gene Ontology annotation, biological process: regulation of actin cytoskeleton organization; protein phosphorylation; regulation of MAPK cascade.